AUGAUGCCGCUGCUUCGAUUGUCGCUACUUUUUCUCUCCGACAAAGCGCAUGGUGAUGGACACACACGCCCGCCUCUGAUCACUGCCCGAAGCAGAAAAUCCUCACGAGCUAAAUGGGAAGUCCACCAGCGCCGGAACGUUUCGGUUCAAGCUAGCCUAGCGAGGAAGCAAUGGACACUUUUUAUUGCACCUUUCGUCAGGAGCUCCAUCCAACUUUCAGCUACCAGCAACUAUAGGCUUACUGCUAAGUCCCCCUACCCCUGCCACUCGACGGGUCUAGAUUGUGACUGCCGGCGCCAUUGGCGAGGGAACAUGAAGCCCCCUGUUGACCCUAUCUGUUGCUCACGCAGAUCUUGGGCCUAUGUCCAUUGA
Molecule: messenger RNA, 372 nt
Organism: Aspergillus welwitschiae
Lineage: Eukaryota; Fungi; Ascomycota; Eurotiomycetes; Eurotiales; Aspergillaceae
Exons: 2
Coding region: 1-372 (123 amino acids)
Source: RefSeq, a predicted model, not a curated record